Messenger RNA from Acipenser ruthenus (sterlet), 9055 nucleotides. RefSeq names its product A-kinase anchor protein 12-like. Gene Ontology annotation, cellular component: cytoplasm. Gene Ontology annotation, molecular function: calmodulin binding; protein kinase A binding. The record is from RefSeq and is a predicted model, not a curated record. NCBI's taxonomy places the organism in Eukaryota, Metazoa, Chordata, Actinopteri, Acipenseriformes, Acipenseridae. Bases 306 to 6662 code for a protein of 2118 amino acids. Gene Ontology annotation, biological process: signal transduction; regulation of protein kinase C signaling. The transcript is spliced from 4 exons.
UGGAUCAAUCCAGUUUUCUUGUUAGGUGCACAUAAGGGGGUCACUAGUCACCAGCAACCUUUCUUGUGCAUUUUCAUCAUCUGAUGCUGCAAGGCGUGACUGAUCCUUGUUCAUGUGAUAGAGAAGGGGAGGCGGUUCUCUAAAAGAGUUUGCAGGGAUCCCGAUUGCAUUACUUGAGUCUGACUACCCAGAAAGGUUUUGGAGAUAGUAUUUGUUGUUGGAUUUUUUAAAAAUAUAUAUUUUUUGCAGUUGUUGUCAUAUUUUCUUCUAACGGUAGAAAAAUAAUACGGUGUUGGUUUUCAGCUAUGGGAGCAGCAACAUCUGCAGAGCGAGCUGGAAAGAGUGAAGAAGAUGCGACAACUAAUGAAGAGCAGAGUGAAGCAGUGGAUGACGAGAUUCAAGAAGGAGAUGAAGCUGAUGCCAAGCUUUUACAGAAAAAUGGCCAGAUUUCCAGUCUGAAUGGGAAACCGGAAGACCAGGAGGUGGAACUCAAUGGAGAGACAGAGCAGCUAAAUGUAACGAAAGAGGAGCAGGCCACUGCAGGAGUUGGGCAAAGCGACUCCACAGCUGUGUCCCAGAAAGAAGAAGUGUCUGAGAAGAUGGAAACAGUACAGGAAGAAGUCGUGUCUCAAGUGAACGGGGAGAAGGAAAAAGAAAAGGAUUCACAGGCUGAGAAUAAGGAGUCUCCAACUGAGGAAAAGACAGAGAAGGAGGAGAAGCCCAGUGAGCCUGAGGCAAAUGAAGUUGGAUUUAAAAAGGUCUUCAAAUUUGUAGGCUUUAAAUUUACAUUGAAGAAAGAUAAGAAUGAAAAGACUGAGCCUGUCCAACUGCUUACUGUAAAAAAUGAGGAAGGUGAAGCAAGCAGCUCAGAAGUCACUGAGGAAUCAAAGGCAGAGGCUGCGACAGAGGAAACCAAACCAUCUGAGGAGGAAGAAAGUGCACCUGAAGAGAAAGAUGUGGCCGAAACUGCAACUGAGCCUGUUGUUGCUGAGGAAACUUCAGAAAAAAUCAAUGGGGAAGCCAGUGAAAAGCCAGAAGAAGCAGCAGAAGCAGCAGAGGUAACAGAAACAGUUAAAGAACCAGAGAAACCAGCAGAGUCUCCAACCAGCCCUCCAUUACAGGAAACACAAUCCCCACUUAAGAGGUUUUUCUCUCAGGGGUUGUUUUCCAAUCUGAGAAAAAAGACCAGUUUUAAAAAGCCUAAAGAAGAAGAACAGCCUGUUGUUGGAAGUAUUGAAGCAGAUGCUGAGGAAGAAACAAAGGAACCAGAGGUAAAAGAGGAGGAGGCUCCAACAGAGGUUGAGAAAAAAAUAGAAGAGACAGCCACAGUACCGCAGCCAGAACAACCUGCAACACAAAAAGUCACUGAAGCAACAGAGGAUGUAUCAGAACCCACAGAGAAAGAACCUGAAGCAGCAGCAGAGCAGAAAACAGAAAAGGUUAAAAGUGAUGUAGCUGCUGAGGGUCUGGAUGCUGUUCCUGAGAUUGUGGAGGAAAAGGUGGCAGACCUUCAAAGCUGUGUUCCAGAGAAAAAAACAGAAGCAGAGGUUCCAGAGGUGAAAAGUGAAGCAGAGCAAGACAAAGUAACGAAAGAAGAGGUUCAGCAGAGUGAACCUGCAGUUGAAUCAAAACCAACAGCAGAAACGGUAAAAGAUGCUGUAGAACAAACAAUUCCAGAGGACUCAUCCACAAUCAAACUGCCACAAGGUGUCACAACUGAGGCUGAACUGUUAUCUUCCCAAGAAAAAGCCAAGCUACAAGGUAGCCCACUUAAAAAGCUUUUCAAUGGGACUGGAUUGAAAAAAUUGUCUGGAAAGAAACACAAAGGAAAGAAAGAGGAAGAGUCAAAGCUUACUGAAUCAUGUGAAAAUGGGACUGAGCAGCUGCAAUCUUCCACUGAAUCUGCAGAAGGACAAAAAGUAGAGAGCUUACCCUCUUCACCUGAAGAAUCUACUGAGAAUGUUGUUGCAGACACAGACCAGACAGAGACUGGGCUUGAAACAGAAGGGGAUGGUGCUACUUCUGAUGGAGAAAGGAAAAAGGAUGGAAUUACACCCUGGGCUUCAUUCAAAAAGAUGGUCACGUCAAAGAAGCGAGUCAAAAGGCCUUCUGAGAGUGACAAAGAAGACGAGUCAAUUGAAAAGCCUAAAAGCGCAACUAUGUCUUCAACAGAGAGUUCAACAUUUGCUGAGAAACAGGAAGUGUCCAAAGCCAAUGAGGAGGAACUGAAUUUAGAACCGAGCACUGAAGAGCCCAAAAAGAAAGUUGACACGUCUGUGUCCUGGGAAGCGCUGAUCUGUGUAGGGUCAUCCAAAAAGAGGACUAGGAAGACAUCAGACUCAGAUGAUGAGUCUCCAAAGUUAGCAGUGGAAGUCGAGAAAUCAGUUGAGGAAUCUGAAAAAAGUAAGGAUGCAACAGCAGAAUCUCCAAUAACAGGCUCUCAAGAAGCAGACCAUGAGCAAGCGUGUUCCUCACCAGAGCAAGCUGGAAGUCCCUCUGAUGGAGAAGGGGUGUCUACUUGGGAAUCAUUUAAGAGGCUAGUUACCCCGAGAAGAAAACCCAAGCUGGAAGACAAAUCAGAGGAAUCAGUUGCAGCUCCUGCUACUGAACAAGUUCCUUCAGACAGCGAAGUUGGAAAAGAGGAAUCCUCAUUUUCUUUAAAGAAACUAAUGCCAGGGCGCAAAAAGAAGAGGUCUGAUGCCAAGCAAGAGCAUAUUCCAGCAGAUGAAGCCAGAAAAGAGGCUGUGGCAACAGAAACCGGUGAAGAGGACUUCGAUACUCCAGCUGUUGUCCCCUUGUCAGAAUAUGAUACUGCAGAGCCAGAACAAGUUGAGAUUGUCCUGCAAGAGGAGACUACAGUAGAAGUAAAACAACUAUCAGAAGUUCAGAUUGUAACUGAAGAGGUUAAACCAGCAGCUGCUGCUGUCACCCAAGAGGCAAAGGCAGUUUCUGAGGAAGAGAAACCUGUUGCUGAGAAGAUUGAAACAGUUGAAGAAAGAUCACCAUCCUGGAUAUCAGCAACAGUUACUGAAGAAAUAAUUGCACAGAGAAUUGAAAGUAUAAGCACACACCAGCAGCUCAGUGACAUAGCUGAAGAAGUGCUAGUGGAAGACCCUGUCUCAGCUGUGGAAGUGUCAGCUCAGAUCACCCAGGAUGACACUAUUGCUGAAGAUAUUGUGGAACUGACUUCAGAGGCAGUUACAGCAUUCGAACAGGUACAUGAAGAGUCCUUUGCUGAGGAGACUGAAAUGGUGUCAGCAGUUUCACAGCUAAACGAGUCUGCAGCAACAUCAGGAGAUGCCACGCCUGUACUGGUUACCGAAGAAUAUGAAGUUAAAAAAACAGAGGGUAUAUUGCUGGAAGUUGCUGAAAGGGUGAAGUUGACUCCCGUUGCCUUAUCUGUCACUGAGGCAGCUACAACAACAGAAGAGGCUAUUGUAGCAACAGCAGUGCAGGUGGUGGAGUCAGCUGUAAAAGAAGACGUGAAAGCUGAUGUGGAACAGACAGACGCAGAAGCAGUUGCAUAUUGCACAGGCCUGGCCACCGAAGGACUGGAAGCAGUUGAGAAAAGUCUUCCAAAAACCACAGUGGAGGUCAUCACUGUCAUGGAUGCAAUUUCCACAGAAGUAAUUGCUGAACAGAAGCCUGAAACAUUGCCACUACAAGCAGCUAAAGAAUUCAUUCAACAGGAGAUAGCAGAGCAAGCCAAGACUGAGGUAGUAGAAGAGGCAGUUGAGGAGAUUGAAACAAAAGUUAAAGUGGCUGAGAUCAAAGGAGAGCCAGAAUCCCAAAUAACCAAAGCAGUAGAACAGAUCGUUGAGACAUCCAAGGAACCCCUUGUAGAACAAGCAGUGGGGGAAGUCUCACAGAUUGUGGAAAUAGAGAUAAAGAAAGAUAUUGAAUCAGUGCAACCCAAAGUUGAACCAGAACCUGCAGCAACCAGUGUUGAUCUGGAAGAAGCUGUUGAAGGACAAAAACAAGCAGAGAUCUCAGAACCAGAAACUGAAAUAUAUGAGAAGGAGACAACUGAACUUAAUUCAGCACAACAAGUGGAGCUUAAUGGAGUGCAAGCUGAAUUUGAGCUUUAUGAAGAGCAACUGGUUAUAGCAAAUACACCAUUGUUUGAAGCUGAAGGUCCAGCUGAAGCAACAGUCGAGGAGCUCAUUUGCACCCACCAUGUAGAAGUAACUGAAAAGUCAACCAUUGAAGAACAAUUACAUGAACUUGCAAAAGUUCAAGAAAUUGUUGAUGUCCACCAGGUUCCAGCUGAAGUCAUCCAUUCUGUGCCACAGGAGGUAACUGCCUCAAUAACUGAAACUCCUGCAACUGAGAUUUCAGAAGUCCAGGAAGCUCAAUUUGCUGUAACAGCAGCUGCAAUUGAAGAGCAGGUUGUUAAAGAAACUGUCAGCAUUAUUGACCCACCAUCAGAAACUGUAAAGCCUGACACAGUAAAGGUGACCACAGACUCAGGAAAGGCUGUCUCGGUAAAGUUUAAAGAUGUGCUUGAAAGCACAACUGUGGUUGAACACACAGUAGCUGAGACUGCAGCUGCAAUUGUUGAAGCUGUAAUUGAAGCUGCUACCAGUGGAAUGCCUGAUGAAAACUUGAUCCAUGAACAUUUUGAAACAUUGGAUACUAAAACUCAAGCAGUAGAGAAAGAACAUGUAAUUCAGACAGUAGCCAUUGAAAAACAGAGCACAAUGAUUGUUCAGGAGAUUAUCCAGAAUGCUGUUGAAAACUUUACAGAGAAGGCAAGUGAAUCUGAAGUUGAGAUUGUGGUCCCAGAAGUACAGAAUGCUCCUGAAAUACAGCUAGCAGCUCCAGAAGUUGCAUUACCUGAGAAUGAGAUUCAGGCAUCUGAGCCACAGAUUGAAGAGGAAAUAAUUUCUACAACAUGUGUGGAAAACACUGAGACACAACCCACAGUAAUAGAGGAAGCUGAAAAAGUCACAAAAGACCAUGGUGCUUUGGUGGAAGAAAACCUUGUACCUAUUUUUGGGACUUCAACAGAAGUAACAGAAACAGUAUUACAUGAGCAGGUGGAAACAAAGGGAGAAGAAACAACUGAGCGUGCUGAAGCAACUGGCAUAGUGACACAGAGUCCAGCAUUGUUAGAGACACACACAGAGGAGGGAGUCCAGGACAAGACUGAGAACAGUGCUGGGCUGGAAGAGGUCACAGCUGUGUUUAAAGAAGAGUGCCAGGCAGUUGCUGAAGAAGCUCUGAGCCAGACAGUCAAGGGGAUAGAAAGCCUUCCAGUUGAAGAAGUAAAGAUCCAAGAAGUGGUGGAAGAAAUUGAAAGCAAAUUAGUGGCUGAGGAAAUAAAGAGCCAGGAGGUGGAAGAGGAACAUAAGAGCCAGGAAGAAGAAGUCAAAGAUAAGGAAAAAGUUAUUAAGAACCAAGAGACAGAUGAAGUGAUCAAAAGUCAAGAAGUGGAGGAAGUGAAGAGUCGAGUAGUGGAAGAAGUUAAAAAGAACAACAAAGUGGCAGAGAAUGUAGAGAGUCAAGAAGUGGUGGCAGAAGUUGAGAGCCAUCUGAAUGAGGAAGAAACACAGGAAGUUGUAGAAGUAAUGGUCCAGACGGUUAUUGAUGUAAAGACUCAGGCAGUGGAGGAAGAUGUUGAGAGCCAGCAAGUGGAGGUUCAGAGCCAGCUACCAGUGGUAGAAGAUCUUUUGAGUCAAACUACAGUUGUAGAAAAUCUACUAACAAAGACUGAGGAGGAGGAGGAAGAUGCAAAUAGACAGGAAACAGUGGAAGAAGAGGUACCAAGCAAGCUAACAGUGGCAGAUGAUGUAUCAAGCGAAACACCAGUGGUAAAAGAGAAAGUGAGUCAGGAACCAGUUGUAGAAGUACAGAGCCAAGAACCAAUGGUUGAAUAUAAAGAAUGUGAGACACCAGCGGUGACAGAGGCAUCAUGUGAAACACCAGUGGCAGAAGACACAGAUAACCAAAAACCAGUUAAAGAAGAUGUACACAGUCAAGAAACAGCCGUGGAAGAGGGACAAAUCAAGACAACAGUGGUAGAUGUACCAAGCGAAAUAUUAGUUAAAGAAGAUACAGAACCAGUUGCAGAAGUACAGAGCCAAGUAGUGGUAGGAGAAACAGUACCGCCAGUAGAUGCUACAAGUGAAACAGCAAUGGUAGAAGGUGUCACUGUUGAAACAGCAGUUGUAGAAGAAGCACUAAGUGAAACACCAGUGGCAGCAGCUCUGCAAAGCGAGAUACCAGUCGUAGCUAUUCAGAGCCAAACAGAAGUGAAGGAAGAAGUACUAAGUCAGGAAGUAUUGGUAGAAAACUUAUUUUGCCAUGGAUCAGUGACAAAUGAGGUUAAGGUUAGAGAAAGCCAGACAUCAGUGGUGGAAAAACAAACAACAGAGGAAGUGGAAAGCCAAACAGUGACAGAGGUCAAGAAAGAAGGACAAGACCCGAUACUGACUGCAGAAGAUGUGCAAACCCAUACCCCUGCCAUAGAAGUACCUAUACAGAGCAACAAAUCUGUUGUAGAAGAUCUUGAAAGCAUGACACCAGUAGAUGACAAAGUAGUGAGUGAGAUGCCAGAGAUCAAAAAAGAAGAUUGGGUAGUGGUGAAAGAAGAAGCAAGCCAAGAAGCAGUAAGUGAAGAUUUGCACAGCCAGGACCUUUCAGAACAAACAGUAUCUUGAGGCAAACACAGAUCUAUGAAGUAAGCAGGUAAUAUCUGUGGAAGCCACAAUCUGAAAGCAGGAAAAGAAAACUGAGGACUCCUGAAUGCACACAGGAAGAGCUCUCAUAGCGUGCAAGUGCACGAGGGAUAAGACAUACCUACCUACCUACCUACUUACCUGCCGCAUCAUUCCUGUCAGAAAGACAACCCUGGACACAACCAGGAGCUUCAUCCACUGUUCUUCACAGCUGUGACCUAACAACUUUCAAUGCUUUUAGCCUGAUGAGCUUGUAAUUAAUGUGAUGUCUGCUGACUUAAUGACUGUCCACUCCUCCAUUAUUAUAACCUGCCAGGGAUUGUGGAGGCUUGUAUGGUCCUUUGUUUUAGAAAGUACUCAGUGUAUUUCCUUGUAUAUGGUAUGUAUCUAAAAUAAGCCCUUUUGUCCUUUAUCCCUGUCUAUGCUGUAUGCUGUUAUCGCAGGCUUUAUUGUAAUUAGAUUACAUGAACAUGGUACAAGUGUCCUGUUAAAGGCCAGUUUCAAGUAACUUUAAAGCCUCUAUGUUCGGUAAUAGACAACUAAUGUCGUUUUUUUUCUUCAUACAAACAUACAGUUGUCAUCAAGUGAUCAUCGGAUUAUGUGAAUCCACUUUUGAGUUUUGACAGCCUGGGGACAAUUAAUUCAUUAUUAUUUUGUGUAGAUGAAACCUUUAUGAUUUACACAAUCUUUUUUAGUCCACCAGUAAUUUUAAUAAUUAAUUACAUUUUUUAUUUUUAUUUUGUCAACAGCUGGUUAGUCCCUGGCACUGUGAUCUAAAGCUUUUUAAAUUACACGAUGAUCUCUGCACAUUCUACAUUUUAAAUUAUUGUACCUCCUCUGAAAAGAAUAAAAAUGAUUAAAAAGUGUUCCAUGCUCAUGUAAUUCUAACAAUGGGUCUGCCUGAAACAUUAAACUGUAAGUGUUCAACCAUUGCUUUUGAAUGGUUAUGACGAUGCCUACUAUAACACAUAUAGAGCUCUGCUUCAAUACGCUGCAUGAAAAACAAGUAUGUACAGUGACCCUUUAAUAUAUAAAAUUGACCCUGCCUUACUGAGACAAUUUAACAGUAAACUGGACCAAAAUGUAUUGUAUAUGGGCAAAUACAGCACCAAACAACAUUGUACUAGUAUUAGCAAUCUUAGUAUAUACAGUUGUACACACUACACUUGAUGGAAGGUAUCUGAAAAAAUUAUAUUACAUUAAAUACAGUAUUUAUCAAGUAAUGCCUAUCGGUGUAAUAAAUACGUGCUUAUUUCUUGCAGUUUUCAAUUGGGUAAAGCCCUGAGCCCUGCAGAACAUAGUGGCAUGACUCCCCCUGCUGGCAUCUUCUAUGAUUAAUCUCCAGUUAUGAAUUUCUUAUUUGCAGAUUGUACUGGGUAAAAUAUGAAUGCAGAAUCAUAGGUGCAAACAGGAAGAGCUCAUACAACAUAGCUGUUGUGUCUAAAAGAUUUUCUGUAUGGAUGGGAGGUUUGGGGUAGGUGGGUGAGUUAAAAUGAACUACAGUACCUAGUUGAACAUGAAAGCUGCAUUUGCACUGCCUUAACCCUGUUUUUGAACAUGCUAUCAAUGCUGUUUCAGUCAAUGGGUUCCUUCAGGUCCAGUAAGGGUUGUAUGUAAGGUAUUCUUGGAAGAGUGAGCUCACCGGGCUCAAAACAGAAAUUAUGUCAUAUUUGGGGCUAAGGGUCAAUGCCUCACAUACAAGCCCAUGAGUGGAGGAUUAUACUUAAAAAAAAAAACAGAUCUGUGCUUAAUGCAGGUGGGAAAUGUUCAUUGGGCCCAAUGAGCAUGGUGCUCAACAAGAACACUGUGCAACAUAGUUGGAUAAAGGAUGGGAAGCAGAGCUGUUUAUUUUGCAGGACCGCUGUGACACUUUGAAACCCAUUCUCAGAAUUAACAUUAAGUUAUAAAUAAUAAUAAAAAAAUACCCUCCUAGCUUAUUAGCUUAUUAUUAUAAAUUAUGCUUGCCACCCACGAUUCUAAGGAAAAAACUGAGAAAAAAAUUACGAGAAUGUGAGGAGGAAAUAAAGUUCUGUGUAUGAAGAUAGCAGCUCCUUUCUCUAAUCUAAUUUUAGGCAUUAGCUUACAGGAGAUAUUUGAACAACCACAAUCAACUCCAGAGAUUAGGUUGCUUGCAUUAAUUUCCUUGUGCUUUUUAUAUCAUAACCUAAAUGUGAACUUGGUAACAUUUGUACAAAUUGUAUACCUAUGUACCUUAAAUCAUAUUGUAAUAAUAAAUAACACAUAGCUUCUAAAAAAAAUAAACUUAUAAUAACGGUAGCAUGGAUUUGAUUCUAUCUUUUGUAGUUUCCGAGCUGUUAAUACUAUGGAAACACAUUAUUGUUAAAUUUCAUUUAAAUAAAGCUAGCCUUACAAAA